AUGUCGCACAAUUCUUCCACCGCAGAGAAGAUCACCCAAAUUUACACCCCUAGUCCAUCCGCCACCGAACCCGCCAACACCCAAGCCGUCAUCUCAGCCCUCAACCUUCAAGUACACGUCGAAGGCGGCUACUAUGCAGAGAUCGAUCGCAACCCUCUCACCAUUCCGAACCCUUUCUUGGUAAAGAAUGGCGGCGAUGAAGAAGAGGAUGUGAAGAACACGGCGGAGAAGCCCAUGUCAGGUGACAAUGCAAUUAGGAAUGCGAGCACGAGUAUAUACUACAUGUUGAGUGCAGUGAAUCCGCAGGGUCAUUUCCAUAGGAAUAAGGGAAGGACGGUACAUACCCUCAUCUCAGGUCGGGGUCGUUACGUCCUGAUCCACGCCGACGAACCUGGCAGUAAGAAACGUAUCGAGACCUUUGUUGUUGGAAACGAUGUCACAAAGGGAGAGAAGAGCGUAUGGAUUGUUGAGGGUGGGAAGUAUAAGGCGAGUUUUCUGCUCGACGGAGCGGAGGGGGAGAGACUGUUGAUCAGUGAGACGGUGAUACCAGGCUUUGAGUUCUCAGAUCAUGAUUUUCUGACGGUGGACAAGUUCAGGCAGAUUGUUACGGAUGAACAGGCGAAGGAAUUAGAGUGGUUGGUGAGAAAAUCGUGA
Molecule: messenger RNA, 654 nt
Organism: Alternaria rosae
Lineage: Eukaryota; Fungi; Ascomycota; Dothideomycetes; Pleosporales; Pleosporaceae
Product: RmlC-like cupin domain-containing protein
Exons: 3
Coding region: 1-654 (217 amino acids)
Cellular component (GO): intracellular anatomical structure
Source: RefSeq, a predicted model, not a curated record